CAGCAAGCCGCCGACAUUGCCCUCCGCAUCCUCCAGCACCUCUUCACAACCCUCAGCAGCCCCAGCACCCCCCACCACUGGGACGCCCAGGCACGCCAUCGCCUCCUCAACAACCUCCAGCAUUACAAGCACAACCUGGAGCAAUGCGUGCCAGCCAACGGCAUGCUCUUCCAAGGCCAAGGGCCCCGCAACCUCCUGCUCAACAUCAGCAGAUACUUCAGGCACAUCCAGGACUUCCUCCACACCCACAACCACAGCGCCUGCGCCUGGGACCACGUCCGCCUCGAAGCUGGCGCCUGCUUCCAACACCUCCACAACCUCACCCGCACCAUGAGCAACUAG
Messenger RNA from Aptenodytes forsteri (emperor penguin), 342 nucleotides. Its product is annotated as interferon-like. NCBI's taxonomy places the organism in Eukaryota, Metazoa, Chordata, Aves, Sphenisciformes, Spheniscidae. Gene Ontology annotation, cellular component: extracellular region. The annotation marks the transcript as partial. Gene Ontology annotation, biological process: positive regulation of peptidyl-serine phosphorylation of STAT protein; cytokine-mediated signaling pathway; B cell differentiation. The transcript has a single exon. The record is from RefSeq and is a predicted model, not a curated record. Gene Ontology annotation, molecular function: type I interferon receptor binding; cytokine activity.